AUGACAGGUCUAACUCUAAACGAGGAAAGCACGUUGACCUAUGCGGACUGUUAUGCUCCGUCGACGGAACGACCUGCAAGUCCGAGAGCCCUGGCCAGCCUGGGCGUGAUUGCUGCCUCCGCGCUGAACGAGAAGUUACGCAGCAAUGACUGGCCCCAGACUUCUGCACCCAGUCUGACUCGGAGGACAGACGAUGCAGAGGAUGUAAAGCCGAUCGGCACAGGAAACAAGCUGCUUUUCAUCUUCUCCGAGGAGAAUGUAAUACGCAAGUGUGCCAGGAUUAUAAUCGACUGGGGAUAUCCUUUUUACAGAAGUUUUACCAUGCCAAUUUUUAAAAUUGUCAUUCUUAACUAA
This is a messenger RNA of Dibothriocephalus latus, 354 nucleotides long. The record is from the annotation of a GenBank genome assembly. Lineage: Eukaryota; Metazoa; Platyhelminthes; Cestoda; Diphyllobothriidea; Diphyllobothriidae.